Anguilla rostrata (American eel) is the source of this 4985-nucleotide messenger RNA. It is a transcript of the gene mdm4, whose product is annotated as MDM4 regulator of p53. Gene Ontology annotation, cellular component: nucleus. Gene Ontology annotation, molecular function: ubiquitin-protein transferase activity. Lineage: Eukaryota; Metazoa; Chordata; Actinopteri; Anguilliformes; Anguillidae. The record is from RefSeq and is a predicted model, not a curated record. Gene Ontology annotation, biological process: regulation of cell cycle; negative regulation of apoptotic process; protein ubiquitination. The transcript is spliced from 11 exons. Bases 219 to 1727 code for a protein of 502 amino acids.
GAAAUAGUUGGAAUAGUGGCAUCGUAGAUAAACUCAUAGCUAGAGUGUACAGUGCUUGUAAGUUAGCUGGCUGUUUCUCUAUAUAUAUGUAAAAAAUAACGAUAAUAAUGAGUUUACUUAUUAUUGUCGACUUACUCGAUGUGUGAUAACUGAUAAACUGAACACGUAAAAAUGUAGCGUUUAAAAGGACUUCACUACGAGCUGUAUCACUGCCAAACAUGACCACGCUGUCAACAGCCUCCGAGUAUACUGGUGCAGCAUGCAGGUUAUUACCGGGGGAGACGAGUCAGGUUCAGCCCAGAACCCCGCUCCUGCAGAUUCUGCGUGUUGCUGGAGCCCAGGAGGAGGUCUUCACACUGAAAGAGGUGAUGCACUACCUGGGCCAGUACAUCAUGGUGAAGCAGCUGUACGAUAAGCAGCGGCAGCACAUCGUCCACUGCCAGGACGACCCUCUGGGGGAGCUGCUGGAGGUGGAGAGCUUUUCUGUCAAAAACCCCAGCCCUGUCUACGAGAUGCUGAGGAAGAACCUAAUUGUGCUGAAUUGCGCAGACGCUGCAAAGAAUCUUUCUGUCGGCAAGGAUUCUAAUGAGCCCGCGAGCGAAGAUCCCGGUCAGACCUCCAGCGGCCCGUGCAAGCUGGGCCAGGCUCUGAGCGCCGCCGUGGCCAGCGGGUGUGCCGCGCAGACCACCUCGCACCGCCGGCAGAGAGACCCCGAUGACGACUCUUUAGACGGCCUGCCCCGGUCUGCCUGUAAGAGGCCCAAGCUGGAGGUCAACCUGGACGAGUGGGACCUCUCCGGACUGCCCUGGUGGUUUCUGGGUAACCUGCGCAGCAACUACGGUCGCCGGAGCAACGGCUCCACGGACAUCCACACCAAUCAACUGUCCCCCGGGCAGGACGAAGACACGGCCAUCGUGUCGGACACCACGGACGACCUGUGGUUCCUCAACGAGGCGGAGAGCGAGCAGGUGAGCGUGGAGAUGAAGGAGGCGGCCCUGGAGCAGGGGAGCGACGGGGAGCUCCCGCAGGAGGAGGAGGACGCCGGCAAGGCCAGCAAGGAGGAGGAGAAGGAGUCUUUUCAGAUGCAGGAGGAGCCGGACGAGGACUCGCAGUGUCUGAGCGACGACACGGACACGGAGAUCUCCACGCAGGACGCGUGGCAGUGUACGGAGUGUCGCAAGUACAACACGCCGGUCCAGAGGUACUGCGUGCGCUGCUGGGCGCUGCGUAAGGACUGGUACAAAGACUGCGCCCGCCUGGCACACUCCAUCUCCGUGCCCGACAUCCCCGCCAGCGCGGGCACCAGCGCCGGUCGCCACGACGACAGCCGGGACGGCGGCGGCGGCGAGGGCGAUGGUGAGGUCGGCGAGGGGGGCGGGAUGGACGUGCCGGACUGCCGCAGGACCGUGUCGGACCCGGUCAUCCUGCCCUCGCACGCGUCGUCCCGCGACAGGCCGCCGCCGGCCCCCCCCGGGCACGCCGAGCGGGCCGGCUCGGACGGGGACAGCCAGGACGCGCUGGACAUGGAGACGGCGUGCCGGCCCGAGGCCCUGCUGGAGCCCUGCCGCCUGUGCCGGGUGCGGCCGCGCAACGGGAACAUCAUCCACGGGCGCACCGCCCACCUGCUCACCUGCUUCUCCUGCGCGCGCAAGCUGCACAAGUUCCACGCCCCCUGCCCCGGCUGCGGCCAGAUCAUACAGAAGGUCAUCAAGACCUUCAUCGCCUGACCUGCCCCCCCACCCCGCCCACACCACGCCCCCUGCCCCGCCUCCUACCCCGACUGCAGCCAGAUCAUACAGAAGGUCAUCAAGACCUUCAUCGCCUGACCUGCCCCCCCCCCCCCCCCCCGCCCACACCACGCCCCCUGCCCCGCCUCCUACCCCGACUGCAGCCAGAUCAUACAGAAGGUCAUCAAGACCUUCAUCGCCUGACCUGCCCCCGCCCCGCCACACCACGCCCCUGCCCCAGCUGCGGCCAGAUCAUACAGAAGGUCAUCAAGACCUUCAUCGCCUGACCUGCCGCCCCCCACCCCAACCUGCCCCGCCCACACCACGCCCCCUGCCCCGCCUCCUACCCCGACUGCAGCCAGAUCAUACAGAAGGUCAUCAAGACCUUCAUCGCCUGACCCCAAACCCUCCCCCCACACCACGCCCCCUGCCGCCUCCUACCCCGGCUGCAGCCAGAUCGUUCAGAAGGUCAUCAAGACCUUCAUCGCCUGACCUCCCCAGCCCCGCCCUUGGCCACACCCCCGCCCCGCCCGUCUUCAUAACCCCUGUAGGCAUGAUGCCCACGUAGGUACCCGUUUAACUCCCUUAUGCAUAUAAAAACUCUAAUGUGCCAGCAGUCCUCUUCCCUACGCCAGUACCACUUUCCCUCGCCCCUGCUCUCCCCAACCCGGCGACCUCGCUCGAGGAGCCGGACUGACCAUGUAAACGCUCUGGUAUUUAUGUAUUUAUUGCGUCUCUGGUUCUUGCGCCGCCUUUGCAGCCUUUGUGGGCAGGAAAUAAGCGGGGAAUGUACCAUAGAUAUUCGGCAUUCAGCGUCAAAACGCCUGGUUUCACUGGCGUUCAGUAAGCUAAAAGCUCUGUAAAUGCAGCCUCUCUCGUCAGUGAGUGGAACUGUGCCGUGAGUUUAUUUUUCAGGUCAAGCGUAGCAAACACAGUUGUGCAUCUUGUGAUUGCUUGUUGCCUUUUUUUUUUUUUUUUUUUUUGGUUUAAUGCAAACUUGUAGUGGGACCGCUCUGACCUCUAGCUUUGGAGAUGGGAGCCUUGGAUCAAUAGGUUUAAUACAGAUCGCCAGGCUAAUUAAGGCUUGGUGAAAUUUAAAGUGGUCGUUUGGUCGGGUUCAUUUUUAGUUGACUCUUAUUAGCGCUAAAGUCAUAUGCUGGUUUACCAGGAACUUUAUUAGCGACAGAGAGGUCACGCUCGUGCUGUUAUUGCAUGCGGUCCCAGCUGUCUUGCUGUUAAUGGGGCAGUGAGUACACACUGAGGCGAAGGUGUUGUUGUUAUUUUAUUUGCAGCUCAGGGCUCUGCUCUGUUUGGAGCAGGAGGCCGUUGGCAGACUCAGUGGGUAAGUCUGGCCCGGCGCUGGGCGUCUCCCGCCCCUCGGUGGAGGGCGAGACGGGCUCUGGCGCUCCCUGGCCCGGUCGGUCUGAGAAACGCCGCUGCCCUGUAGAGCGCGCUGGGACGCCCGUCCGCUGGGCGCGUGCCCGUCGGCCUUCUCCCUGGGGGGGCACGCGGCGGGUCAAACAACGCGGAGGCUCCGGGAUGUGGGUGGCAGUCCGACCGCGGGAUGGAAUGCAAGUACCAAUCAACAGCGAAAGGGGGCGGAGCUGGGCGAUGGGUUCGUCCGUCACGCCGACGCGGGCUGAGAAGACUCCGCCCCCUCUUCAAGCCUCCGUCAGUGUUGUCUUGGAGACCGGUGGCCAGCAGUGCAUGCUGGGAAAUCGGCACUGACAUAGAGCUGUGCACCAGUCUCCAGUCUCCUCCCCCACAUGCCUGUAAGCCCCACCCACUCUGGGUGAGUGGGCGGAGUGAAGGGUCAGGGAUGUGGGAGGAGCCUCAGGUGCUGCUGUUGAUGGGUCCUGUGCUUAUUGGUGGAUAAAAGCCCUCUGUCCCUCAGCUGUCUGAUCAAACCCGUUUCCUGUGAACACCUCUGCCUGUGCUUUCAGCCGAGUCGUGUUUACGGACACAGGCGGUCCUCGGUUCUACUGCCUGACUAACAUACUUCAUGUUUUUAUUAUUAUUAUUAUUGGCAUUAUUAUUAUUUUCUAAUUGUACAGAGAUUUAUAUCGCGUUCAUCUUUGUAGAAUGUGUGUAAUGCCAUACUGGUGCAAUGCAGUAAUAUUACAGUAACGUGGAAAGACGAAGAUUAAACAGAAGAAAUAUAUUUUUGCUGGUCAAGCAGGUCCCCUUUUAGUUCUGGUGCUUACAUUGCUGCCUGUUAGCGUAACGGAGGCUGAAUCUCCCUGAAACACCCCCAGCCCCGGUAAAAGUGUAGCUGCAGGCGCUACUGCCGUUCAGCCUGCUGUGCAGCACGCGGCUCAACUUUAAGCAGCGAGCUAAGUGCUGUUUCAGGUGUGAGCGGAGAGCACGGUGCAUUAUGGGCCUGGCUGUCGCUCAGAUUAAUCAUCUGUGAGCUGCUUCUGUAGAUUUAGGGGUCUGUUGUGUGCUUUUUCUCCUCCGAAGCUCUGGGCUUUGAUUAAUUGUUUUAAGUUGCCGUAUUGACUUGUAAUGAAGGGAAUGUUCUCCUAAUGUGGGCACUUAACGUGUCUGUAAAACCGACUCAUUUCAACCCUUUCUGUUAGCAGCAUGGGGCGGCUGUCCUACCAAACAGCUUUUACACCCCCCCCCAUCACCACCACAUGUACUGUACUGUAUAUAUCUAAUAUCGAUAUGGGACAGGAUAUGGUAUCUAAUAUGUUUAUAUGGGACAGGAAACAGUUGGGUCAGCUGUGUUCUGUGAGGGGGCGUGGCUCGUGUUCAGUACUGUUUAUGCUGUGUUCUGUGAGGGGGGGGGGGGGGCGUGGCCUGUGUUCAGGACUGUUUAUGCUGUGUUCUGUUUGGGGGAGUGGCCUGUUCUGGGGACUCUGUUUAUGCUGUGUUCUGUUUGGGGGAGUGGCCUGUUCUGAGGACUGUGUUUAUGCUGUGUUCUGUGCUGGGGGAGUGGCUUGUGGUCGGAACUGUGUUCAUGUGAGCGCUGGGCCAGCUGCAGCUGAUUCUGCGGGCCCAGGCUCUCUGCCCUCUCUCCAGUAGUAUUACUCGUGUGUGUCAGUUCACUGACCCCCAUGCCUCACUCACUGCCAUUGUGUGUUCCCACACUGCGUAAUGCAAUGUCACUGCCAUUAUUAAUGAAGUUCUGUUUUAUUGUAUUUUUUCCCCCCCUUUACCAUGUAUAGGGGGGGGGGUGUCUGCCUUCCCCCCCAAAAGUUAGGCACUGCUCAAGCCCUGUGGAAUUCAAAUAAAUUAAUAAAUAUAAUUUAAAAA